AUGUCAACCACCACCGUCCAAACCGCUACAAGCGGCACUAUCAGCAUCCACCCCAAAGAAACCCACACAUCCCACGGCCAUGAACUUAAAGACAAAACACCCCUCCAGGCAAUGUCCCACGGCGACGUCGUCCUCGCAGGCAUCCCCAAGCACCCAGACUUUGCCUCGCAGCGCCAAUGGCAGCUCGAACAUAUGGCUGCUGCCUUUCGCCACUGGUACCGCGAGGGCUACGUCGAGGGCAUGAGCGGCCACAUCUCGGUGCGCGACCCGGAAAACCCAAAUGCUUUCUGGACGAACCCCCUCGGACGACACUUUGGUCUUUUGAAGGUCAGCGACAUGAUACUCGUCAACCUUGACGGCGAGGUCAUUGGUGGUAAUCGCAGUCGUCCUCCCAACACAGCUGGCUUUCUCAUCCACGCGUCCAUCCACAAAGCCAGACCCGACGUCCACGCAAUCUGCCACUCACACAGCAUCCACGGAAAAGCAUGGUCCGUAUUUGGCCGAAGACUCGAAAUGCUGACCCAAGACGUGUGUAAAUUCCGCGGCGACGCGCACAGCGUCUACGACAGCUACGGCGGCGUGGUAAUAGGCAGCGAAGAAGGCGACCGGAUCGCAGCGGCCAUGGGACCACGGGGGAAAGGCUGUAUCCUACGAAACCACGGGAUCCUGACGGUUGGCCAGACAGUGGACGAGGCUGCGUUCCUGUAUACGUCCAUGGAGAACAGCUGUCGUGUGCAGCUUCUUGCAGAGGCGGCGGCGGCGAAUGGAUUGCCCAAGGUUUUGAUUGAGGAGGAGGAGGCGAACUUUAACUUUGAUGUUGAGAGUGAUCCUGAGAUUUGCUACUGUGAGUUUCAGGUUUAUUAUGAUUUGGAGGAUGAGAUGAGUAAUGGGGCUUUUAAGAAAUAG
This is a messenger RNA of Fusarium sp. VM40, 906 nucleotides long. Lineage: Eukaryota; Fungi; Ascomycota; Sordariomycetes; Hypocreales; Nectriaceae. The record is from the annotation of a GenBank genome assembly.